Pieris macdunnoughi is the source of this 2205-nucleotide messenger RNA. The record is from the annotation of a GenBank genome assembly. Lineage: Eukaryota; Metazoa; Arthropoda; Insecta; Lepidoptera; Pieridae.
AUGAAUGAAAACCCUGAGUUUGAUAUUGUUGAGGUUACUAGAAAAAUUGGAGUGAAUAUGCUAAAUAAUGUAGAAAUGACAAGUCAGAAAGCUGAUUGGUACCUUCUUCGAGAGCCAAUAUCAAAAUGUUCAACUGUUGUAACUACUAUUCCCACAAUGUGGCAUGUUGAUCGACAAAGAAUACGAAAAACUCUAAAGGAAUUAGACAAAAUAGAUGGAGCUACAGAAAAAUAUAAAUCUACAGCUACAGAUGUUUACAUUGUAUGCACAUCAACAGAAGAACAAGCGUUUUUACCCCAAAAAUUACACAAAAUGUCGAUAAUUGAUACAGGAGGUCUACCAUAUGAAACAGUUCUUGUAAAAGAUACAUAUUAUAUGUUAACAACCAAUAUUGACGUCUCCGAUGGUUUGGCGAAUGGUGCCGUUGGAAAAUUAGUUCAUAUUGAACGAGAUGAUUCAGGUCAAACUAACUUUGCACGGCUUGAGUUUUCAGAUUCACCAAAAACUGGUAAAAAAAUCGAAAAAAAGUUGCUGGACAUGUUGCGGCAAGACACAGCUAGUGAGUCCAAAAAACUGCUCAACGAGGAAAAAGCAAAGAAUAGUGCAAAAUUGAAUGACGAUGAAUUAAUUUUACGCCGUAAAAAACAGAACGCCGACAGAGCACUUCCUUCUAGAAAAGGGAAAAAAGUUCUUGAUGCCAUGCCCAGUACUAGUACCAUUCAAAGUGGUGAGCCUUUACCUGAAAAUAUUGUUACAGCAAAACUUUUAAAUCAAAAGCAACUAAAUGCGGAACGAUGCCGCAGGUAUCGUCAAAAAUGCAAGCAGCUAAAAUCGGGUGCCAAUGACACAGCUAGUGAGUCCAAAAAACUGAUCAACGAGGAAAAAGCAAAGAAUAGUGCAAAAUUGAAUGACGAUGAAUUAAGUUUACGCCGUAAAAAACAGAACGCCGACAGAGCACGUGCUUAUAGAAAAAGGAAAAAAGGUCUUGAUACCAUGCCCAGUACUAGUACCAUUCAAAGUGGUGAGCCUGUAUCUGAAAAUAUUGUUACAGCAAAACUUUUAAAUGAAAAGCAACUAAAUGCGGAACGAUGCCGCAGGUAUCGUCAAAAAUGCAAGCAGCUAAAAUCGGGUGCCAAUAUUUCCGUCCCAAAAUCCAUAGUGGAUAGAUUAAAAUCUACGCCAGCCAAACAUGAUUCACCGGUCGAUAGUCAAAUAAAUACUUUCCUUUUGUCUCAUGAUACUCAACAUAUGAUAUAUGAUAGAGAUGAUGAUGAUGAUGUCAUCAUCAUUGAUAAAUCGCAUUUGAUCACCAUCUCACCGAAUGUUACUUUAAAUACCGAUGAUGAAAAGAACCGAACACCAAGGAAGAAGAAAAUUACUGCAAAACCACCAAAAACCAAAGCAGAGUAUCAAAAAGCGUAUAGGGAACGCGAAAAAGCUAAAAAAAAUGAAAAUAAGCAAGAAAGUACUGCAAAACCACCAAAAACCAAAGCAGAGUAUCAAAAGGAGUAUAGGAAACGCCAAAAAGCUAAAAAAAAUGAGAAUAAGCAAGAAAGUACCGCAAAACCACCAAAAACAAAUGCAGAGCAUCAAAAGGCAUUCAGGGAACGUCAAAAAAUGAAGAAAAUUAAAAAUAAACGAGAAAGGUUGCAUAAUACUGAUAAUUUACCAACACAAACACAAGCAUCUUCUCAAAGAUCAGUCAUAAAUCUUCCAUUCCAAGCUCCAUACGAGCAACAUAUCGAAUGUUCAAAGCCGAACGCCAUUUUACCGCGUUUAAUAAACAUUCCUGGAGACGGCAAUUGUUUAUUUUAUUCUCUCAUUGAAGUCCUAAGGCUUAGAAUAACACCAUCAGAACUCGGAGAACCAUUACUGGAAUCUCGAUAUUUUCAUACCUGCCAAAACCCAAAUAAUGCAAGAUUUAUACUUCUUAAUGAGUCCGAAUAUGGAGAUUUAGAUUGUUUAUCGAUAUUUUCAAGAGAAUACAAUCAAAAUAUUUGUGAGCAUUUUGAUUUCUUCGGUACCAACACACGUCAAGAAAAAGUGUGGUUCUGUUAUUUUAUUGUGAAUGAUACACAAAACUUCAUUCACCUCCAUCUUCGCAAUCAGCAUUUUACUCCGUAUAUUGAAGUACAGGAAAUGAUAAUAACAACAGUAUUAAUAGUCAACAGCCUAUUACUCAAUAUAUUGAAACACAAGAUAUGA